This is a messenger RNA of Eimeria mitis, 831 nucleotides long. Its product is annotated as SAG family member. The record is from RefSeq and is a predicted model, not a curated record. The transcript has 4 exons. Lineage: Eukaryota; Apicomplexa; Conoidasida; Eucoccidiorida; Eimeriidae. The coding region runs from base 1 to 831 and encodes 276 amino acids.
AUGUUUGGUCUCAAGUUCCUGACGUUGGCCACCGCCACCAUUUUCCUGCUGGACACCAACACAGCAAACGCAGCUGAAAACACGGCAAAGCGGGUGGACUGCUCGGCGUCAAUGAACGAGGCCCGCAAACUUGUCGGCUUCGCCGAAUUCACAGUGGGAGAGACUACAGAGGAAAAGCUCCCAAUAGACCCGGUUUCCAAAACAGCGGGGGCAACCCCGGCGACAUACGUCGAGUCCGUCUGCACGGCGUUGAAAGCUAGCGAAGCCUCUCCUGCAAAGUCAGGCGCGCUUGAUGGCACCUACGCUUACGCUGUUCAAGAAGGAACCGAUGCUGACUGCGAAGCCGCAGUGGACCACUGGAAGGCUGGCCUCUCCAACUUCAAGAGCCUACCUCCGGAAUACACAGAAGAGACGGAGCUGUACAAAAACCCUCAAAACAUUUCCUUCAUUUCCCUUUUCAACCCGAACGAAAACCCCAAAGUUGACUGCGUAUACUUCACCUGCCCAGCAAAAGAAAACAAGCCCAAACAGCAAAGCACCGAUGUUGUUGGGGACACAGGGAGCAAUGGUGAGAAAGACCCCAGUGCCGGCGAGGGCGAUGGGGAUGAUGAAGAAGACCCAGCUGCGGGAGGAGAGAGUGAAACCACAACAGAUAAAGAAGUGAAGGCGCUUCUUUGCAUCACCACCCCCAAUGCCCUGACACAAGGCGCCGCUCCAUACACGCAAGCCCAGUGGGAUCAGAUCACCGCUGGACUCAACAAAAACGCUGCACAUGCAUUGCCUAUUUCCCUUGGCUUUGCUGUUGCAGCAGUUGGCGUUCUCCUCUUCUGA